AUGACUUCAACAAUCGACUCGUCGCUACCACCGCUGGCGCCCGUCUACCCACCAAAAGACGGCUCAGCCACCCGCAACGAAUCACCAAAACUAGCCAAACUCAUCUCUCUCCUCUCCCUCCAACAACACAUUGAAGGCGGCUACUUUGUCGAGACCGACCGCGACACCAACCGCGUUCCCAACCCUUUCCUCAACACCACUCCCUCGGCAUCUUCGUCUGAUCAAACGACCUUCUACACCUCCACCGGCGCCGAGAAGACGAGAAAUGCAAGCACGAGUAUCCAUUACCUCUUGACUCCCGAGUCACCCAUGGGCGCUUUCCACAGGAACAGAGGCAGAACGAUACACACACUACACAGAGGCAGAGGCCGCUACGUCAUUAUUCAUGCCGACCAAGUCAUGCCCGAAUACGACUCGCAUUCUGGGAUGAGAGCAAAAGCAAGAGUCGAGACUUUUAUCGUUGGCCAAAACGUAGAAAAGGGAGAAAGGCUACAGUGGAUUGUUGACGGAGGAAAGUACAAGAGUAGCUUUUUGCUGCCACUGGGAGGUGAAGAUGCCGCUGAUAAUGGAGGUUUAUUGAUUAGCGAGACAGUGGUGCCGGGGUUCGAGUACAGUGAUCAUGACUUUAUGAGGAUUGAACGAUUGGAGGCGUUGGUCACCAAAGAGCAAGCAGACGAGAUGAGAUGGAUGCUUAGAAAGGACGACAAGGCAGUCUGA
Messenger RNA from Aureobasidium namibiae CBS 147.97, 717 nucleotides. RefSeq lists its product as uncharacterized. NCBI's taxonomy places the organism in Eukaryota, Fungi, Ascomycota, Dothideomycetes, Dothideales, Saccotheciaceae. Gene Ontology annotation, cellular component: intracellular anatomical structure. The record is from RefSeq and is a predicted model, not a curated record. Bases 1 to 717 code for a protein of 238 amino acids. The transcript is spliced from 2 exons.